AGAACUGUUUCUGUUUCGAAGAAUCUAGAUCUAGAUCAUAGAACUGAUGUGUGUAAUAUUUUAAGACAUAUUUUUUGACAACACUAAGUUGAACAACACAUCAAGUAUGCCUGGUCCAAAAAAAGCUCCUAGGUCAAAGGGAAAUGUUAAGCCUUCUAGCAGUAGUCAGGCUGCUCAGCUUCUGGAUGCAUCUGGCUUCACAAAUACUGGUUUCAUUGGAUUUUCAAAGGAACCUGUUUUUGUGCCUGCUAGUGAAAUAUUUGAUGACGCUGAAGCUGCACUAGAUGGAGAUAUUAGACUUGUUUUGAGAAAGUUUUCUAAAAGAGAUACUGUGACAAAAAUAAAGGCAUUGCAAGAAUUCAUGUCACUGUGUUCAAGUAAAGAUGUUGAGCUUAUCAAAGCUGUUGUACCAUUUUGGCCAAGAAUCUACAAUAAAUUGGCAAUUGAUGUGGAUCACAAGGUAAGGGAGCUAACACAGAGAGCUUUGCUUGUACUUGCUGAAAAAACAGGAAAAUGCAUAGCCCCUCAACUAAAAAGCAUUAUGGGAAUUUGGUUAGUUAGCAUGUGUGAUACCUACCCUACAGUGGCAUCUGCUGCCAAUAAUGCAUUCACCAGCACCUUCAAUACACAGAAACAAGCUGAGGCCUUGAUAUUCUGCAGAGCUGAGGCCCUGGAGUGUCUAAUGAAUAACAUUUUGAAAGCAACACCUCAAACACUCAGUGAUACACAGACAACCAGUGAAGAAGAUAUGCAGUCCAAGUUUGAAAGGGUUGUCAGCUCCAGUCUGCUUGCGUUGAGGAAACUAAUCAUGUCACUUCCUCCUGACACAGUGGCAUUAAGUUUAAAUGAACAGUUGACAACUUUACUAGCUAGUCCAGCAUUCUGGAAACACACAAAAUCUUCAGUGUCGCUGAUUAAAAGUGCAACUCUAAGCUUAUUGUCUGCUGUCUGCCAGAGAUGUUGCAGUGUUUCAGCCAGUGCUAUCAGCAAAAUAGCACCUUUUGUGGUAUCUAAUUUAGACUCCACUGAGCCGAUUAUGUUAACAUAUACAUGGGAAGCAACAUUAUCUAUGAUUAAUGCUCAUGAGGAUUGCUGGACCUAUAUAAACUGGCAGAAAGCUGUUUGGCCAAAGAUCAAACACAUUCUUGAAACUGGAUGUUGUGGUCAUGCAGGAAUAGUCUCCCCUUGUUUACUACCUCUCCUCAGCAAAAUACCUAAUCCAAAUUACAGACAGUUUUUUGAUUCAUUUCGAACUGGUUUGUGUGAAACUAAAACAGUACAGAGUCCAUCAGACAUCAAUGUUCUUGUGAGAGGCUUUACAGAAUGUAUCCACUACAGUGUUAAACAUAGUUUUGAAGUGGUUAAUGACUCAUCCACUAUUGAAGACUUAGUGUUACAUCAGUUUCUCCUAGUUGUCGAAGCAUCACUGUUGGAACAACAUGUUGUUCUCUCUAAAACAGACAUUUUUAUUAGUCUUGCAUCUUUGUUGGAGUUAGUUGAAAAUAUCUCGCCCAAGACAGCAUCUCAAUUCUGGAUAGAGUUAGCAGCUUUUGUAUCUGAGAGAUUUGAUCUAGAAUACUUGGCAGCAGUAGAGAAAAAACUAGAUUUUGCUAGCAGUCCACAGACUCCUCACAUUUUUUACAGUGUUGUAUUGUUGAUGCAGGGCCUAGUGUUCAGAGAGGCUGCCUCUGGUGUGAAGGAAAGAGUUAGAUUCACCCAAGAAGAGACAAGAAAAACAACUUUGAAAAAAUCAAACCUGACAAAAACUAAGUGUAAGCUGUGUCCAUCUAUGGAAUCUUUCAUAAAAGAUGUUUUUAUCCAAGUUUUCACUCUAGCAGCAGCCAGUCAGAAAGCAUUUCAGCUGUACAUGAACUUGUUGAAAGAUUUGUCUUCCAUUCACAUUCCCAUCCUGGCUAUGCAACAAUUAAAUAAAAGUGUUACUUUGGAUCCAGCCCAGCACUUCCCUGAACAAUCUGUUGAACAUUCAACUCAGACAUUGUUUCCCAGUGAUGAUGAAUAUCUCAACUUUGUAUUUCAAAAACUUGUUAAAACAUUACUACUAGUUUCUAAAGGAGACUUUCCAGAUUCCAAGGUUGAAACCAAGUUCACAGAGAAUUUGAUACUGACUAUUUUAUACACUCUCUGCUAUGUUGAACAUGGGGAAGGAACCAAAGUGCUCUUAUUCAUAUUGGAUAAUCUAGGGGAUGUUGGUAUGAAAUGCCAGUUCAUAGAGCAUCUAUUGGGAUGUAUAGAAUCUAUUCCAUCAUGCAAAAACUCUCUUAAUAACUCUCAAUUAUUGGAACGUCUAAGAUGUGUCACAAAUGAAACUCUAAACAAAGCAGAUGCCAACAAUCACUUAAAUAUGUGUGCCUGGAAAAUGUUAUCUGCAGUUCUGGACUCUCUGGACCUUUGCACAUACGAGAUUUUUACAAAUUCUUCUAUUGAUAUUGUAAUGUCUGGAGUGUUGACAACUCAGAAGCAACUUCUUCAGAGCAAUAACAGUUCUUCCAACGAUGCAAUGUUUUUCAUCACUCAUGUUGUCAAAAAAUUACUUGCUAGAAAAGAGGUAUGGACACAAGUACACCUUGGAGAACUAGUUCUGAAUUUUAUUUCAUUGUUAUUGACAUUGGAAAAUGAAGAUCUAAUUAGUGAGAUCAAGAUUGUUUGGUUACAAGGAUUUAGUUUGGUCAUAGAGAAAAAAUCUGAUGCAGAAAUACAGGCGCAUAUCAGCUCAAUGAGUGUACUUAUUAAAGAAAAGCUGUUGACUAAACACAAAAUAUAUUCAUGUUUGCCACUAAUAAAGAGCAUUAUUAGCAGUUCUGUUCAGUUGGUAGCAACAGGUCAGACUAACUCUCAAUCUUCAUUAGAUAUAGAGUUGGAUAAAUCUGCACUGUCAAACAUAAUAGACGUUUUCUUAAUUGAGGACAACAGUCAAGUGGAAACAUUCAGAGAAGUUUGCAAUUAUUACUACUUGAGUAAUAUGCUACCAUACUUUCCUUGUGGCUCAACAUCAGUCUCUACAACAUCUACAACAUUAGAUACCUAUGCCAUUGUUAGCAUUCACAAUACUGAAACAAUUACGCUAUACAGAAAUAUGAACAAUGCUGGAGUCCAGCACAGUGAGCUUCAGUGGUCCAGAAUACAGCUGCUAUGCUUGAUAGAACUUUCACAUAGGUUGCUGUUGUUAGAGGGAAUAAUGACAAUAAAUCCUCUGGCUUUGAAAAACUUUGACUGUGAUCUUGUAGAGAUGAAACAAAACUUGUUGCGAUGUUUAAAGAGUCUCUCAAAAGAACACUUAACAGCUCUAGUGUCACUUGUCUUAGAAAGGACAGGAGAGGACUGGGCCACAUAUUGUUAUGGGCUACAACUUCUGCUGGAAUUGAUAGCAAAAGAUGAAGAUCACCCUGAACUAGAAAAAGAGCUGUUGAGCCUGAAAGGGUAUUUCCUGACCAGACUUGGUCUUUCUGAAAUAAAAGAGAAAUUAUCCAACAUUUCUGAAGAAAGCUUAUCGAAUGCAUUGGCUAACAGUUUAAAAACUUUAUUGGAUAAGCAGGAUAUAAAUGUGGCAGAUUUAGCAGAUAACUUUUCUGGAUGGUUAACUAUGGCAACAGAUUACAACAUUUUGAGUGAUCGGAUGAAAGAAUCAUUUUUUCAUCAUAUUGUUGAUACUGUGAAGCUUCUAAAAACACAAAAUAUCCAGUUGCUAUCUGGAGGUGACACUAAUGCAUCAGUCAAAGAUCUUCACUGGAAUAUCCAAGUAUCUAGAUCUCUUAGAGUUAUAGCUUUACCAGGCAAUCCAAAAUAUUGGGAGUUUACACUUUGUUCCCUGGUGGAGUGGAUACAGUUCUUACUGGAGAAUCAAGUGAACCAGAGCUCAGAUUAUGGAAUCAAAAGUUUACUGGUUUCUGUGGGAAACUUGUCCUACUUGGCUGCUGACACCUUUUCAGCUCAAAGUUCAAUAGUGACUGAAAAUUCCAAAACAGAAUGGGAGGAAUUUUUUUCUGAAGCUGUUUUCUCCCCCUUGUUGCAGAUAUUUGUUUCAUUGUGUGCAGAUAGUGUUAGCGAUUUCAAUCCAUGUUGGACCUUGGUGCUAGAAUCUGUUGCAUCAGUAAUAAGCCUAUGUCCAGCCUGGAUAAUGUUAGCACACCAGUUACCUGCUCGUUUAACUACUACUGAUAUGUCCAGCCUACCUGACAAUGUUAAAACCUUGCUGAACCACAUAAGUCCUCUCCUGACAUUUAGACUCAGAUCUGUUGAGGUGUCAGCUUAUUUAUUGCUCUGGAAAAUACUAGAUGAGCUUCCAAAACAUGAUAGUGGUCUGGAUGAGGAGGAUAAACAAAAUGAAGAGACAAGAUCACCACCAGAAGCUUUAAUCAAAGUGAUUGAAUCUAGUGGACAUUUCCUGAGCUUUCUUAAAGUGAUACAAAUUGAUGAUCAUAUUGUGUUAGAUAGAGACACAGACGAGUAUGCCCAAACCCUGGGUUAUCUUCUUGCUUGGAAGUUGGUGCUUCAGCUUUUUAAAUUAUCUACAAAUCAGAUGAGGGCUAAAUAUGCUCAAUACUUCAAGGUCAACAACUCAGUCAAUUGUCUGCUUGAUAAUCUCUUUAGACUUAUGCCUCAACAUCCAGCAGCAUCAAUUUUAAAUUUUGAUUGUCCUGUUGAAGUGAAAGCUGAGGUUAAUGACACUGAGCUGGCUUGGUUCUCAUUAUGUGUCUAUCGUCAGUGUUUGGAAAUUCUUCCUGCACUUGUGAGGAGUUGGUGGGUUGAUCAAGACAGGAAAGCAGCCAACUUUAUUGACAGAUUUACAAGUGAAUAUCUAAGUGCUGGACUCAUCAGGCAGCAAAUCCUAGCAGCUCAAAAUGUAGACAAAGGAAUGGAAGAAAUAACAAUUCGAGCUCGUCCUGCUGCAAGAGAAGUACUUGCUACUUACACGAUGUCAGAAGUGACCAUCAACAUGAGCAUUCUACUACCUGAGAAUUAUCCUCUUGGUAAACUAGAGGUGACCUGUGAUAAAAGAGUUGGAGUCUCUCAAGCUCAGUGGGACCGCUGGCUUCUUCAACUUAAUAUAUUCCUACAACAUCAGAAUGGAAGUAUUGUUGAAGGUUUAAGGCUGUGGAAGGGAAAUAUUGACAAAAAGUUUGAGGGCAUUGAAGACUGUAUGAUAUGUUUCUCUGUUAUUCAUGGAACAACUUUUCAGUUACCAAGACUUACUUGUAGAACAUGUCGUAAGAAGUUUCACUCUGCUUGUUUGUACAAGUGGUUUAGCACCAGUCAGAAGUCUUCUUGCCCACUUUGUCGUAAUUUAUUCUGAAUAUUCAGAGACUCACAUCUAUUCCCGUCAGUAUUUCUUCUAAGAAACCAGGUCAAGAGCUGUCUUUGCAAUGAAGAAUCAUUUGUUUUGAGAUUUGUAAUUGUAAAUGUUAUGUGGCAUAAUAGAUUAUUUUUUUUUGGGGUGGGGGGUUCAGAGGGCAAAAUUUUUGUUUUUGCUUUUUAAUAUGAAAUUUCAAAAUAUUACUAAAUAUAAAAAUUAUAUUUUCUGUAUGCAUUAUUUAGAAAUGUGAUUUGCAUUGUUUUAAUCACUUCUAUAUCAAUAGAUAUAGAUCCAAGUAAAGAGUUUGAAAAGUUUGUGAAAGUUAAUCUUAUCAUGGUCAUUUUUGUUUAUUUAUUGAAAUUAUGAAUAAAAAUGCAAGUCAUAAUGGAACUUUUGUAUUUUUAGUUGUUUUAUAGUUGACUUAGAUCUACAUACUUAAGUUACAAAAGCUAUAUGAGAAGCAGACUGUAGAACUGAUUGUUGUCUUAUAAUAUCUAAGCUGAAAAUGUGCAUCAAGUCACUGAGGGGACCACAACAAAGAAAACAAGCACAUGGAUGGAAAAAUUCUGUCUAGGGUGUGGCUCAAUUGAAUACAUCAUCACCAAGCAAGAUUCCAAGACAACAGCAAAUACUUAAGCCUUUUCCUGUUUUUAAAUGGUCUUAAGCAUGUCUGUGUGCUGGCACUUACACUAUUUAGUAAAAUGUUCACAGACAUUCAAAGAAGCUUUCUGCUAAGAAACUCUAACACAAGUCUAUUCAACACUCAGAGACAUGAUGCAAAGACCAAAAGUAAACAAGGUUACAAAGACAGUUUGUGUGGAAACACAAACUGAAAAUCGUCCCUCCCAGGCAGGUUUCAAAAUUUUCAGAAGAAUAUCGGUAUUAAAUUCUAUCAGAAGUAGUCUACCCAGGCAGGUUUCAAUAUUUUCAGAAAGAAUAUCAUAAUAAAAUUCUAUCAAAGGCAAAUGACAGAGAAGAAUGGAGAAAGAAGGUUGACAGAUCCUGUGUGGUGCCCCAAAGGUCCAGCAGACCAAGGGAUAGGUGAAAGUGAAUGUGAAGUUACAUGUGAACCUGGCCUAACUGAUGUCUUAUAAUGAUUAUCUAAUUGAUCUUAUUGUUUUGUAAAGGGUCAAUCUCUUAUUCAAUGCAUGAAGAGAAAAACAUUUUCGUAAAAAAUGUAAAUGUUAUAACAUCCUUUAGUUUUGUGUUCUAUUAUGUGUGGAAGGCUGUGUGUGUUUUAAAUUAUGUACAACUUAUUUGCAUAGUAAAUUUUUUUUU
Biomphalaria glabrata is the source of this 6589-nucleotide messenger RNA. RefSeq names its product E3 ubiquitin-protein ligase listerin-like. Gene Ontology annotation, molecular function: zinc ion binding; ribosomal large subunit binding; ubiquitin protein ligase activity. Bases 107 to 5311 code for a protein of 1734 amino acids. Gene Ontology annotation, cellular component: RQC complex; cytosol. Gene Ontology annotation, biological process: ribosome-associated ubiquitin-dependent protein catabolic process; rescue of stalled cytosolic ribosome. The record is from RefSeq and is a predicted model, not a curated record. The transcript is spliced from 31 exons. Lineage: Eukaryota; Metazoa; Mollusca; Gastropoda; Planorbidae.